GUUGUGCCGGUGCCCUCCGGUGCCUCCCAGCUGCCAGGUGCAGAGUGUGGCUGGGCUUGAGUGACGAGUCCCUUGCUGGCACUGUGACAUGUCCCCCUCACUCUUCUGCUGUCGGGGCAAAAGGGCAGCACCCCUUACCUGCUGGGUAAUGGUUAACCAGGCGUACACCCCUUCUUUAAGAGGCCUAACCAGGGGCACCCAGCUAGCCAGGUGUCCGGGAUGCACUGGGCGAAGGUGGUAGGCUUGGCCGUGGGUGUCUGUGCCAUCUUGGCACUGGGGAUCAUCCUGGGCCACUUUGCCAUCCCCAAAGCCACGGACCCACCAGCACCCCAGGACCUGGACCAGGAGAUCCUGAACACCGUCCUUGGACAGCUAGAUGCCAGCAAGAUCCGGGAGAACCUUCGAGAGCUCUCCGAGGAGCCGCACCUGGCCUCCAGCCCCAGGGACGAGGCCCUCGUGGAGUUCAUUCUGCAGCGCUGGAAGGACCCGACGUCCGGCCUGGACUCGGCCGUGACCUCCGCGUACGAGGUGCUGCUGUCCUUCCCCAGCCGGGAGCAGCCCAACCUCGUGGAACUGGUGGACGCCAAUGGGAUCGUCCUCCAUGCCUUCCAACCCGGUGAGGAGAACCUGACCGGGGAGCAGGCGGGACCUGAUGUGGUGCAACCCUAUGCGGCCUAUGCCCCUCCGGGAACCCCACAGGGCCCCCUGGUCUACGCCAACCAAGGCACAGAAGAUGACUUCAAGUGGCUGCAGGCGCAAGGCAUCACACUUGAAGGCACCAUUGCCCUGACUCGCUAUGGGGGCGCCGGGCGUGGGGCCAAGGCGGUGAAUGCGGCCAAGCACGGCGUGGUGGGGGUGCUGGUGUAUACGGACCCUGCCGACAUCAACGAUGGGAAGAACUUGCCCAACGAGACCUUCCCCCACUCCUGGGGCCUGCCUCCCUCGGGCGUGGAGCGAGGCUCCUACUAUAAGUAUUUUGGGGACCCUCUGACUCCUUACCUACCAGCCCAUCCUGCUUCCUUCCGUCUGGACCCUAACAACGCCCCUGGAUUUCCUCCAAUUCCUGCCCAGCCCAUUGGCUUCCAAGAAGCGAAAGAGCUGCUCUGUCACCUCAGUGGACCCUCAGCUCCAGACUCCUGGAAAGGGGCGCUGGGCUGUGACUACAACCUGGGCCCUGGCUUCUCCACGAGCAGCUUCCCCACAGGCAGCAUGGUGAAAAUGAGCGUCCACAAUCAGCUGGUGCUGAGGAAUUCCUCCAACGUCCUGGGCAUCAUCCGCGGGGCCGUGGAGCCUGAUCGCUAUGUGGUCUACGGAAACCAUCGGGACAGCUGGGUCCACGGCGCUGUGGAUCCCAGCAGCGGCACCGCUGUCCUCCUGGAGAUCACGCGCGUCCUGGGGACCCUGCUGAAGAAGGGUACCUGGCGGCCCCGCAGGUCCAUCAUAUUUGCCAGCUGGGGGGCCGAGGAGUUUGGGCUCAUUGGCUCCACAGAAUUCACUGAGGAGUUCUUCAGCAAGCUGCAGGAGCGCGCAGUGGCCUACAUCAACGUGGACAUCUCAGUGUUUGCCAACGCCACCCUCCGGGCCCAGGGGACACCCCCGGUACAAAGCGUCAUCUUCUCUGCAGUCAAAGAGAUCAGUGCGCCGGGUCCCAGCGGGCUCAGUAUCUACGACAACUGGAUCCGGUACUCCAACCGCAGCAGCCCCGUGUACGGCCUGAUCCCCAGCAUGGGCACCCUGGGCGCCGGCAGUGACUACGCACCCUUCAUUCACUUCCUCGGCAUCUCCUCCAUGGACCUCGCCUACACCUAUGACCGGAGCAAGACCUCCGCCCGCAUCUACCCCACCUACCACACGGCCUUCGACACCUUUGAGUACGUGGAGAAGUUUGUGGAUCCUGGCUUCAGCAGCCACCAGGCGGUGGCCCGGACGGCAGGGAGCGUGCUUCUCCGGCUCAGCGACAGCUUCUUCCUGCCGCUCAACGUCAGCGACUACAACGAGACUCUCCGCAGCUUCCUGAAGGCGGCGCAAGACCACCUGGGGCCCCUGCUGGAGCAGCAGGGCAUCGGUCUGGGGCCUCUGGCGACCGCGGUGGAGAGGUUCGAGGCGGCAGCUGCAGCCCUGAGCCAACACAUAGCGACGCUCGCGAGCAGCAGCCCAGACCCCCUGCAGGUCCGGGCAGUCAACGACCAGCUGAUGCUCUUGGAGAGGGCCUUCCUGAACCCCCGGGCGUUCCCAGAGGAGCAGUACUACAGCCACGUGCUCUGGGCCCCCCGCACCGGCCCCGCCGCCACAUUCCCAGGCCUGGCGAACGCCUGCGCCAACGCCCAGGGCACGAGCCCCGGGUCCGCGGCUUGGGCUGAGGUGCGGCGGCAGCUCAGUGUGGUGGUGGCGGCUCUGGAGGGGGCAGCGGCCACCCUGAGGCCCGUGGCUCACCUCUGAGACACCGGCUGGGUCUCCCGCGCCUCCUUCACCUGCCUGCGCUCACCUGGUUUCCUCGAGUACAGCUGUUCCUGGGGCGGAGGCCG
Molecule: messenger RNA, 2525 nt
Organism: Perognathus longimembris pacificus (Pacific pocket mouse)
Lineage: Eukaryota; Metazoa; Chordata; Mammalia; Rodentia; Heteromyidae
Gene: Naaladl1
Product: N-acetylated alpha-linked acidic dipeptidase like 1
Exons: 18
Coding region: 220-2439 (739 amino acids)
Molecular function (GO): carboxypeptidase activity
Source: RefSeq, a predicted model, not a curated record